Messenger RNA from Klebsormidium nitens, 3057 nucleotides. Lineage: Eukaryota; Viridiplantae; Streptophyta; Klebsormidiophyceae; Klebsormidiales; Klebsormidiaceae. The record is from the annotation of a GenBank genome assembly.
AUGGCCAUUGGAGACGAGCAUAGCCCAGCUUGGCAAGCGUUUCAGUCCCGAACGUCCGAGGCCCGCACUUCGCAGGAUCCUUCACCUGCCGCCCCCACCUUCUCGGACCAGCAUGGGGACGAUGACCAGGCUGCCGAUGGGGACCAAUCACCACCUCAGGCCCGGACGUCCGAGGUCAGCCCUGGCCUAAACGGUGUCGAGCGGAGGAGAGGGGUCAAGCGCAAGAGCACAGAUGAUGACGGCGCAGCGCAGGCGGGCGGGAGCUCUGGCAGCGACGCGAACUCCGACGAAAGAGGUGAGGACGUCCAGCUCUCGGACAAUGGGUCGGUCCGGUCCGAGGAGGUCGAGUCGGCCGGCUCGCUCCGGGAGUUCCUCGAUGACGGGAGCGUGCGGGGCGGAGAAGGGGCCAUCGGCCACGCAGCAGCCGACAGGGCUCAUGCCGAAGAGGAGUCGGAUGCCCAGAUGGGGCUGCUCGCGAAGCACCUGUCGUGCCUCAGGACGCCCUCCGAGAGCGCUGCAGGAGAACCCACCGAGGCCACCUCGCGCGAUCAGGUUGCAGCGGAGGGCCACCCGUCUCAGGUCGUCCCCGACGCGACCGAUCAAGGCACGCACUGGUUCGCUAGGCCCUGUGAGGCAACGGGGGCUGGCCCUCAGGGGCGGGCCUUUGCGUACAUGCUGGCGCAAGGCCAUCAGAUCCUGGCAGCCGGCGACGUCCGGGAUGACACUGCCACCAAGAGGUACACCACCUUCGCCGACGUGGACACGCUGCAGGAGUACGACGAGCACCUGGCGGAGUACGCGGUCGAGCGGACAAUGUACGAGGUGCUGCACCCGGAUCUGCCCACCCGCCUUUACUUCGACAUAGAGUACUCGGUUGCGGAGCGGGACGACGAAGGCUUCGCAGAGCGCCUCUCUCGAUUCGCCGAACUCCGGGCGGCCUUUCUCACGCAGGUCCUGGGCAUAUCGGCCCUCCGCCUGUCCUUCCAGACCAGCACGGCGCACGGAGCGUCCAAGGGUGGGUACAAGCACAGCGCACACGAGGUGCUGGAAGGGUUCUACUUGGAGAAUCACGAGGAGCGCACGCUCUUCAAGGAGUCCUUUGAGGCCUUCCUCCGGAAUCCUCCCUCUUGCGAGCUCGCAGAGAGCGUCCUGUUCCUAGACUACGAGCGCAAUGGAAAGAGCGAGCGGAUAUGGGACAGCGGGGUUUACACCAAGUUCCGCUGCUUCCGCAUGCUCGGUUCUUGCAAGAAGGGUUCUGGCAGGCCGCUCGUCCCUGCCGAAGGAAGCUCUCCCAAGCUGUGCGAUCACCUGGUCGGCGUGUACGACAUGCGCCGGAGUAGCGCGCUUCAGAAGAUCGACCUGGGGGCUGCCCGUGCGUACGUGGCGGCCAAGGCUCAGCCUUUCGUCCAGAGGCACCUUGGGACCGUACGAGCUCCGACGGAGAUGGAGGGGCUACGCGAGCCGCUGAACCGAUCGGACGAUGCGGUGCUGGCUCGCAUCAAGGAGCAUUUGGCUGCUCAUGGGGACGUCACCUCUCGCUUUGACCGCAAGAAGGGGAACCUGUUCGUGUUCCGGGUGGACGGAGAGCGCACGUGCCCGUACGGGGCUCGUCAUCGUGGUUCUAACAACUUCGCGGUGCUGCUCACGGGCACCCGGCUGGAGUACGUGUGCAACUCGUCGGAGUGCAGCGCGCGCCGCCCGCGGGCUGUGAUCGGAGAGCUCACUAUCCGCGACCGGAUGGUCGGCGCCACUGUGGAAGCUGUGCAUCCGACUCACGACAAGAGCGUGUACGAGAAGCUUGAGAAGAGCUUAGUCGACUACUGGGCGUUCCAGGGGGACAGAGGCGGUAGCCGGAUCUUUACGCACAUGCUAGUGCACUCAGACCAAGGCUGGUACAUGUGGGAUGGGAGAGUGUUUAGACUCGUGUCUGAGAGCCGAGUGCGCCUGGUGGUUAUGGAGCAGCUGUCCACCGUAUACGGCCGGCUGCAUGCGCAGAUCGAGGAGGAGAUGGCUCGGACGAGUGACAAGGAAAUCAUAACGCGUCUCAAACGCAAGCAGAAGAUGCUCAGGAAUUACAACUACUCUAAAGACGUAGAGAGUACGAUGAAAGUGCUGACAGGCGAGAUGCACGUGGACGGCUUUGCGCGCGAGCUCAACAGGGAUCCGGACAUUCUCAACACACAAAACGGCGUGGUCGAUCUGCGCACUGGGGAGCUGGACAUCCACCGCCCCCAGUACAUGUGCUCUGAGAUUAUCACUACAGCGUACAAGGGUCUUGACUACCCAGCACCCAGCGUGGAGAGCUUCUUCAACGACAUCUUUAACGGAGACAGGGACGUCAUCGACUACAUCCAACGGCUGCUUGGGUAUGGCAUCACCGGCUCAGCACGAGAGGAGAAGCUGUGCUUCUUUGUCGGAAAAGGAGGCAACGGCAAGGGCGUGGUCAAGGAGAUGCUGGAGAAGCUGCUGGGGCCGUACUUUGGCAUCAUGCCAAAUGACGUUAUAGUGACGUCUGCCGGUCAACGGCCUGCUUCGAAGGGUGCUGCCACUCCUCACCUGUCAGCUUUGAAGGACAAGCGCAUCACCAUCACGGACGAAACAGACGAGAGGCAGGAGAUUGACAAAGGUUCGGCAAAAUCGGUCACAGGGGUGGCACAAUCUCUAGCCGCGUGCCUUACGGCGAAAAUGACGGAGAGGGGAUCAUUGGAGCAGUUUCUUUCGUUCUUGGUCAGGGGGGCUGUGGACUGGUACGCUCGCGGCGGCCUUGGGGAAACCCCCAAUGCGAUGCAGGCGAGUCUGAAUCAGUACCUGGCGAGCAAUGACAAGCUCCAGAAGUUUAUCGAGGACCACUGCACGAUCGGAGAGGACUUGAGGGCUCCUAUGAUGGCCUUCUUGAAGGAUUACAAGGACGCUACGUCCGACCGCGACAUAACGGCUGAAGUUUUGACGAAGCAGAUGACUGACAAGGGGUACAGGAAGAAGAAGAGGGAGACUGAGGAUGAAUACGGGAAGAGGCCGCAGGUGUACGUGGGCAUUCAGAGUGACUAUACGCGUUAG